CCGACGGCAUGGCUGGAUGGCCUUCGCGGAGUUGCUGCGUUUUGCGUUUGCAUCAUGCACUUGUCGGUCUUCACACACCAGGGACUGGAACUCUGCUAUGGUGCUGCAUACUGGUGGCAGACAUUCAACACAUCUCCCGCAGCAUGGCCAAUCCUUCGUCUUCCCUUCACUGGAGGCCACUUCAUGGUCAUCCUGUUCUUCACGAUUUCUGGAUACGUCGUCCCCCGAAGAUUGAUUGGUCUUCUCCAUGAAGGACGACGAGACGAUUUCAUCGAAGCACUCAAUGCCGCCAUGGUGCGCCGAAUGGGACGCCUUUUCAUUCCAGUUUGGUUCAGUACCUUGAUGCUCGCCUUCUUCUGGCACAUUACAGGCAUUACGACCGCAUUUCCCGAGCACCAGUCGAACAUCUUUUGGGAAUUAUGGGCGUGGUGGAAGGACCAAAUGAAGUUUACCUACUUCUUCCGAGGCGGCUUUCUCUUCACAUACUACAACGUGCACACUUGGACCAUUCCCGUCGAACUGCGAGGAUCUUUGACCCUGUUUGUCUGGCUCUUCUGCACGCAUCAAGUCGGCACGCGAUCCCGCAUCCUGUUGACAUUCGCAAUGACUUUGUACUGGGUCCUUGGAGCAGCAGGCGCUUGGUAUGGAGCCUUCUUUGCAGGUAUGCUUACUGCAGAGCUGGACCUACUCUCAGCAAGUAACCUCCACGUAUCCCUCCCUUGGGACCCUAUUUUCAGAUUCUUCAAGCGGAGACGAGUCUUGAAGGUCAUUCUGAUGCACCUUAUGCUGGUUUCUGGGCUUUGGCUGGCCAGUCAGCCGUCUUCUGACUCGGAGAAAAUGGAGGAGGUGCUCGGGAAAUGCGGCGCGUGGGGCACUCUGAUGAAAUUUAUUCCCGACUCAUACAAAGAAGGCAACACCACUUAUCGAUGGUUCUGGUUGUUCUGGGCCGCAUGGAUGCUUUUGGUCUCGGUCAAGGAGAUUCCAUGGGUUAGAUGGCUCUUCGAGACCGGCGUGGCACAGUAUCUUGGAAGACACUCUUUCUCCCUUUACCUGGUCCACGGUCCAAUGAUCGGUCUCCUCUCCGAUCGCCUCUUCUACCUGACGGGCGUCAAGAUCCCCUCGAACGAUGACGAUAUCAAACGUUUCGGACACCUCCAGAAUAAGUGGAAGGACGCUAGCUGGUGGUUCUUGCCCGAUGGUGGUCCGUAUGCUAUGGAGCCAAACUACCUCUUUUGCGUAGUGUUGAGCUUGCCUGUUAUGCUCUACGUCGCUGAGGUGGUCACUCGGACGUGCGACAUCCCUGGCAUUAAAAUCUCGAGAUGGUACUAUGCGAAG
Messenger RNA from Pseudocercospora fijiensis CIRAD86, 1335 nucleotides. RefSeq lists its product as uncharacterized. Gene Ontology annotation, biological process: polysaccharide biosynthetic process. Gene Ontology annotation, molecular function: acyltransferase activity, transferring groups other than amino-acyl groups. The transcript is spliced from 2 exons. The annotation marks the transcript as partial. Gene Ontology annotation, cellular component: membrane. The record is from RefSeq and is a predicted model, not a curated record. Lineage: Eukaryota; Fungi; Ascomycota; Dothideomycetes; Mycosphaerellales; Mycosphaerellaceae.